This is a messenger RNA of Penicillium chermesinum, 699 nucleotides long. RefSeq lists its product as uncharacterized. The transcript has 4 exons. NCBI's taxonomy places the organism in Eukaryota, Fungi, Ascomycota, Eurotiomycetes, Eurotiales, Aspergillaceae. The coding region runs from base 1 to 699 and encodes 232 amino acids. The record is from RefSeq and is a predicted model, not a curated record.
AUGAAACAGCUCCUGGCUUGGGCAUUUAUCGCUGCUACUCUUGUUGCCGUUCAGAAUGGACUUGGUCAACAUUAUGCCUACGUCGACAAAACAAAGAUGGUUGAGUACGCCUUUGCCGUUUGGCUGAGCUCCAUGUUCUAUCUGGCCUGCCUUGGAUUUGUGAAAACCUCGGUCCUUUGUUUUUAUAUUCGACUGGGCGACCGGGUGCUUACCCGGAUGUCCUACGUGAUGAUCGGAGUCAUUGUAUGCCAAGCCGGUUCCUUCGUCCUCGUUGCAGCUUUCCAAUGCAGCCCGGUAAGCAUGGCUUGGACGAGCACAGGCCCAGGGAAAUGCGUUGAUAUCAAUGUCUUCUACCUGUGCAACGCGGCUCUGAACAUCCUUACAGAUCUCUUGACGUACUCUUUGCCGGCCCGAGUUAUCUUGAAACUCCAGAUUCCUCAAAAACAGAAGAUCGCCCUAAUUUUUAUCCUCUGCUUGGGUCUCUUCGGUGCCAUGUACUGGUCUGUUAUCGAGACCAACGUUGGCAUUUUUGCCGCAUCCAUCCCGUCAUUCAAAGCGAUUGCCUCCCGCUUCUUGCCUCGAUUCAUCGGGGAAUACAGCAGCGGGAGGAAAUACGGGCCUUGGUCUGGGAAUACCCCCGGAAGAUGGGACCGGUUUUACGAGAGUGACCGAUCCCAAUGCUUCGAAAUCCAGGACUGA